GGCACUGCUGCUCCCAUUCGCUGCUCAUGCUGUCCACGAGUAGCAGCCACCUUUCCGUCACCUGGAAAGUACAUUUCCGUACAUUUUAAUCACUUUUUGGAGCAGAUCUUUGGAGCACUCUGACUGAGUCUCCUCGUCUUCUGCAUCAUGCAACUUUUGCUGUGGGGUUCAGCUCUGAAAGUGGGGUUUCUGGACUCGAUCGCUUGGACGUGAAUACGGACUCAAAUGCAUGAGUAAUAAGGGAGAUCAGCGAGCAGCAGCUGGAGGAGAUGCGCUCUCCAGAGGGACUCGCCUUGCUCCUCUUCAACGGGACGGUGUGCCUGUCAGUUCUUGGCCACCAGAAUGCCCAAGGCAGCUCAUCUUCUGUCCAGUCUGAGCCAGUGGACGUUCGGUUCCAGAAUGGAGCUGCUCUGUUGCCCAGGUGGAAACGAUCCAUCAACACAAAGUCUUCCAGCAGUCUGCUCCUGGAGCUCAAUAGUCGCUUCCCAAAGGAGGAAAAGCAGGCGCAGAGGGAGUCCAAGGCCAGAGAUGCUCGUCCUCAGUCAUCGUCUUGGGCGAAACGGUGGCCCCUUGUGAAGACCGACAAGUUCCAAAAGCUGUUUGGCUGGGGCGACUUCUACUCCAACAUCAAAACGGUGCGACUGAACCUGCUCAUCACCGGGAAGAUCGUGGACCACAGCAAUGGAACGUUCAGCGUCUACUUCCGCCACAACUCCACAGGCCAGGGCAACGUCUCCGUCAGCUUGGUGCCACCAGCGAAGGCGGUUGAGUUUGACCUGGAACGGCAAAGUGUGGUCUACCCCAAAGACUCCAAGACUUUCACCUGCCGUGUAGACUACGAAAAGGUGGAGCGCAGCGAGCGCACCUCACUGUGCAGCUACGAUCCAUCAAAGACCUGCUUUCAGGGCCAGACGCAAAGCUACAUUUCCUGGAUCUGCUCCAGACCCCUCAGGGUCAUCUGCAUCUACGUCUCCUUCUACAGCACGGACUACAGGCUGGUCCAGAAGGUCUGCCCGGACUACAAUUACCACAAUGCAAUGCCCUACCUGCCCUCAGGGUAAAUGAGCAUGCUGACAUGGAGUAAAUUGUAUAUAUGACAAUGAAAGGAAA
Colossoma macropomum (tambaqui) is the source of this 1110-nucleotide messenger RNA. Its product is annotated as neurexophilin-1-like. Gene Ontology annotation, molecular function: signaling receptor binding. Lineage: Eukaryota; Metazoa; Chordata; Actinopteri; Characiformes; Serrasalmidae. The record is from RefSeq and is a predicted model, not a curated record. The transcript is spliced from 2 exons. The coding region runs from base 270 to 1061 and encodes 263 amino acids.